AUGUUGUCCGGUCAGACCGUGGUUCGCUCAGCGAGCCGCUCCAUCCGCCAAGCUUCUCGCUCUUUCGCUCCCGUCUCUCGAGGCGUCGCCACCAAGGCUGCUGCCGGUCCCUCGCAUCCGUCCGCACUCUCAUCGUACUCGAUCGCCGCUGCCGCUGCUAUUGGUCUCGGUGCCUCUGCCUACGCCCUCCAGUCGCGUUCCUCCGCCAUUCAGUGCGAGCCCCGUCGCGCCUGGUCGGACCGCCUCAAGCCCAAGGAGUCCAAGGGAGACGCUUUCCUUCACAACGACGCACACACUCGCCACGCACCCGCUGCCGCACAUGUUGAGGAGGAGGUCGAAGCAGCCGAGGAGACUCCCGUCGCUAUCGAGGUAGCCGUGGAAGAGACUGAGGAGCAGACAGGUCAGCAGUCUGCCUAUGACCCGGAAACCGGCGAGAUCAACUGGGACUGCCCCUGUCUUGGCGGAAUGGCACACGGCCCCUGCGGCGAGCAGUUUAAGCUUGCUUUCUCGUGCUUUGUCUAUUCCGAGGCAGAACCCAAGGGCAUCGACUGUGUGGAAAAGUUCAAGGCCAUGCAAGACUGCUUCCGCGAGCACCCCGAAAUCUACAAGGACGAAAUCGAGGACGAUGAAGCUGCCAAUGCACAGUUCGAAAAGGAGGAGGCGGAGGCCAAGAGCAGCGAAGACAGCACUUCAUCAGCAUAA
Kalmanozyma brasiliensis GHG001 is the source of this 702-nucleotide messenger RNA. RefSeq lists its product as uncharacterized. Bases 1 to 702 code for a protein of 233 amino acids. Lineage: Eukaryota; Fungi; Basidiomycota; Ustilaginomycetes; Ustilaginales. Gene Ontology annotation, molecular function: protein-disulfide reductase activity. The transcript has a single exon. The record is from RefSeq and is a predicted model, not a curated record. Gene Ontology annotation, biological process: protein import into mitochondrial intermembrane space. Gene Ontology annotation, cellular component: mitochondrial intermembrane space.